AUGAAAAGAAACGUUUUACUCUAUUGGUUCCUGUGGUUUAUUAUUGUCACCGUAUUUGUUGAUGAAGCAAGAAUAAACACUAUUUCUUCAGUUAAAAAAGUACUAGAACCAUUCGAAAAUGGAUUUGAUCCGGAAGUAUACCAGAACAUAACGGAAAUAAUAUCUUCGAAAGGAUACAAAUCUGAAGAGCACUAUGUCACUACCAAGGAUGGCUUUAUUUUAUGUAUUGUAAGGAUUUUGCCGAAAUGUCACGAAGCUUCAGGGAUACCAAAAGUUGUGUUCCUCCAGCAUGGUCUUCUUGACUCUGCUCACACUUGGGUUAACAAUUUGCCGAACGAAAGUUUGGGAUUUAUACUUGCUGAUAAUUGCUAUGAUGUGUGGCUUGGUAAUAGCCGUGGGAGCACUUAUUCAUCAAAACACCUUUCCUUAAAGCCCAAUGACAAAGCGUUUUGGGAGUUUUCCUGGGAUGAAAUGGGCAAAUACGAUCUUCCAGCAUCACUAUUGUAUGUUUUGAAUCAUACAGCUGCUGACAAACUGAGCUACAUCGGUCAUUCACAGGUCAGUGUUUUCUGUAAUGCAUCCGAUCUAAUAUAUCAGUCUAUUGCCUUGAACUCAUUGUUUACUGAGCAAAUUAAACCUUAUUUAUGGUGA
Messenger RNA from Schistosoma turkestanicum, 651 nucleotides. NCBI's taxonomy places the organism in Eukaryota, Metazoa, Platyhelminthes, Trematoda, Strigeidida, Schistosomatidae. The record is from the annotation of a GenBank genome assembly.